GAUCCAAAGCUGGAACAGGGGCGCAAGAAGAAGGAGCAGGAUCUGGAUCCGCGGAGGAGUCUGUACCUUCCAAUUCAGGCAGACGCAAACGAAAGCGAAAAAGAGGGCGAAGUAGCGCCGCAGGGGCUCCAAGAACAACAGCGAGAAGAGCAAUCCCUGCGAGGCUUCCAGCUUCACCAAAUCCACCACAACAGGAGCUCUUACUUCUCGUCUUCUUCUUCUUCAGCUGCCACGGCUUCCUCCUCCGAGUAUGCCUGCCUUCCCGAAAGGAUUGGGGAGGGUCACAGCCACAACAGCGCCGGCUACGACCAGCUCGCUCUCCUCCACCACCACCACCAGCAGCAGUUGCAGCGGCCGCAGCCCCGCUCGAGGCACGGCGGGGCGAGGGGCGGCGCGGUUGGGGAGAUCGUGGAGGUCCAGGGCGGCCACAUUGUGCGGUCCACCGGCCGCAAGGACCGUCACAGCAAGGUGUGCACCGCGAAGGGCCCCCGCGACCGCCGCGUCCGCCUCUCCGCCCACACCGCCAUCCAGUUCUACGACGUCCAGGACCGCCUUGGCUACGACCGCCCCAGCAAGGCUGUCGACUGGCUCAUGAAGAACGCCAAGGCCGCCAUCGACGAGCUCGCCGAGCUUCCGCCUUGGAGCCCCUCCGCCACAGUCGCAGCCGCCCAGGCCGCCUCCUCCCGCCGCCACCCUCCGCCGUCCACUCAGCUCCCCUCCGCCGAGCAGACCAUCGGGGAGUCCAGCAGCAAACCGGUUGCCGUAGCCGAUCCAGCUCUUUCUACUGCUUUUAGUUUCGGCGUCGGCGGGGGCGACGGCGGCAACGAAGGUAAUACCUUUCUUCCUCCUUCCUUGGACACCGACUCCAUUGCCGACACUAUCAAGUCCUUUUUCCCAAUGGCUGCUGCUGCAACUCCGCCGUCUUCUAGCCCUUCCAUCGGUUUCCUGUCCUACUCGCCGGAACUUCCGUCACGUACCAGUGGCCAAGCUCAAGACCUCCGCCUCUCCCUCCAAUCCUUCCAAGACCCGAUCUUUCACGACCCAGAAUCCGGCCACCAUCACCACCACCACCACAGCCAGUACCACCAGAGCCCAACUCCUUCUAGGCACGAUGCGCAUUUCCCGAGCUCCGCCCAGCUGGCCUCCGAUGCGGCCGGCUGGGCCGAGCAGAGCCACCGGAUUGCUCCGUGGAAUAUGGUGGACUCGAGUGGCGGCGGUGGGGGAUACGUGUUCAGUUUCCCACCGCCUCAGGCGGCGCCGCUGCACUCUUUGCUCGGACAAAGCCUGUUCUUUUCUCAGAGGGGACCCCUUCAGUCCAGUAACUCGCCCGCGGUUCGUGCUUGGGCCGACCCUGUGGACGCCGCAGCCGACCACCGGAUGCAACCUGCGCUUUAUUCAUCCAUGCCAUCCAUCGGAUUCGCAUCCGGUGCCAGUUUCCCAGGGUUCCGCAUCCCGGCACGGAUCCAGGGCGAAGAGGAGCACGACGGCCACAACGACAAGCCGCCCUCUGCUGCCUCUGCUUCUCGCCACUGAUGGAGUUUGUGGAGGAGCGAUCACCACCAAUCGGAUACCUCCCCUGGAUUGCCUGGUCUGCUGAGGAGGAAGGUGAUGGGAAGCAGCUGCAUUGCCAUAUAUACAUGGAAAAGACAUCUCCUUGGAUUCUUUGGUUGGUCGGUGCCUCUCUUCUCUGUCAUUUGGCUCUCUUUUCGAUGGGCUUCCGAAGCCUUCUCGUGUGCUCUUCUUCUAUCAUGGUAAGUCUCAGUUUGCUAUUGUAGUAGCGGUAGUAGUUGUAGUCGUCAUUGCCGAGGUCGCUUAUUGUUCGCUCUUCUCGGUGGUCUCAUGUUUCCCUUAUGGCCUUCAGCCGAAAGGGAACGCAAGUGAACUGUUGUCCUCUGGAAAUGUCUGUGGAGAUUUGUUCUGCUUCAGAUUUAAGGAAUAAAAUAUAAGUAGUCAUCUGCUUGGAUUGAGCCAUGAA
Messenger RNA from Musa acuminata subsp. malaccensis (wild Malaysian banana), 1975 nucleotides. Its product is annotated as transcription factor TCP4-like. The record is from RefSeq and is a predicted model, not a curated record. NCBI's taxonomy places the organism in Eukaryota, Viridiplantae, Streptophyta, Magnoliopsida, Zingiberales, Musaceae.